AGGGUAAACUCUUGGUUGUUUGUAACCUUUCAGGGACUUCCUGCGAGAACAUGAGAUACGUUUCCUCGGUCUCUCGCUGACACCUGCCUGCAAGUUCGACCGCUUCAAGGAACCAGCCUGUGCAGAAUUCAAGUCCGAUCUUAUGGUGACAGGGGAGGCUACUGAGAGGCAGGUGACGGAGGCUCUGAGACGCUACACGACACGGGCUCUGUACAUGCAGAAGUCACUGUACACGCUGUUCAGUCUCACUCAGGAAAUGGUAGUGCCCAGGGAAGACAUUAUAAGGCUGGUUCUACCGGCCAUGAAGCUGCAUCCCCGUCAGCUGGGAGUCCAGAUGGCGGCCACGGCUUGCCUGUACAAUCUGUCCAAGGCCGAGCUAGGCCAGAAGAUACACCCAAAAUGUCUCAAGGAAAUCAUCGUACUCACGCUGAAGGCGAUGGAGAACUUCCCCAACCACCAGCAGCUGCAGAAGAACGCCCUUCUCACGCUGUGCAGUGACCGCAUGCUACAGGACGUCCAGUUUGACCAGUUUCGGUGCGCCCAACUCGUGAUGGAUUGCCUGUGUCUGUUUGACGAUCCGUCCAUGAACAGAAUGUCUGUAGCAAUCUGCUCCAUCCUGGCCGCUAAGAUAUCCACUCAGAAGACCUCACAAUUGGGCGCCAAGACCCGUUACAUGAAGAAGAUGUUGCAGCUGGUACGGCAGAAGAUUGAGAACAAUCAUGUCGAUAUCACUCUAAAGUUUACACUCAGCGCUUUAUGGAAUCUCACAGAUGAGUCCCCAGCCACUUGCAAUGUGUUUCUGAAGGAAGGGGGCCUGGAUUUAUUCAUGAGCACCCUUCAGAUGGUUGAUGGAAUGGACACAGACACAAGAGUGCAGGUUGAGACCAAAGUGCUUGGUUUACUGAAUAACAUUGCGGAGGUCCAGUCGUUCCGUAACUUCUUGAUGCGGGAAGACUUCCUGAUGAUUGCUAAGAGACUACUGAAGGCUGAGCAGAUAGAUGUGAGCUACUUUGCAGCGGGCAUCGUGGCACACCUGGCCAGUGAUGGCGCCCAGUCCUGGCUCAUAGCGGGCACCGACAGAGCAGACAUACUCACAGAGCUGUACAAUGUUGUCCUGAAAUGGGAGCAACCCAAUGUCGAGAUGGUAGCGUACAGAUCCUUCAACCCCUUUAUACCCCUACUCCAGUCUUCUGAGAUGCCUGCUGUACAGCUAUGGGCAGUUUGGGCUAUACUGCAUGUCUGUACUAAGAAUGCCCAAAAGUACUGUGCAAUGUUACAAGAGGAGAAAGUGUGUCGAAUUCUGGAGCAGGUUAUAUGCGAGCCCUGUCUAGAUACAAACGUUCGCAACAUAGGCAAUCAAGUUGUCACACUCGUUCAAUCAAAUGGAAAGAAAAGUCCUUGACAAAAUUGUGUAUAAAUGAUAUGUUUUGAUAUUAGGAUACAUGUACAUUACAUAAGUGUCCAUAAUAUUGGGAUUAUAUAUUAAGUUUCUACCAAUUAAUAUAAAAGAAUUGUGCAUUUUGGUCUUACACUAAACAUGUCCUUUUGGAUUGAAACUAAGUUUGUAUUAAAAUAGAUUUUUGGUGUUUCCUUUUCUUAAGUUGAUCUUGAUAUGGGAAUUUUAUAAAAGAAUGCAAUAAUAUUUAUUUGUCACCUUGGAUGUAUUAUUGUACUUUAAUAUGCAAUAAUUUGUUUGAAAUUUUCAAAUUAGCCUUACUCUUGGAAACUGGUUCUUAAUGCAUGUGCAUGAAGUGUCAUACCAGAUUAGCCUGUGCAUGAAGUGUCAUACCAGAUUAGCCUGUGCAGGUCUCAGUGCAUGAAGUGUCAUACCAGAUUAGCCUGUGCAGGUCUCAGUGCAUGAAGUGUCAUACCAGAUUAGCCUGUGCAUGAAGUGUCAUACCAGAUUAGCCUGUGCAGGUCUCAGUGCAUGAGGUGUCAUACCAGAUUAGCCUGUGCAGGUCUCAGUGCAUGAAGUGUCAUACCAGAUUAGCCUGUGCAUGAAGUGUCAUACCAGAUUAGCCUGUGCAGGUCUCACAUGCUAAUCAGGGACUAACCUUUUGUCCUUAAUUGGGUUUUGGCUAAGAAAUAUUCCAUAAAAGCAGACAGUGUCGUGCCUGAUCUGGGGCAACACUUGGCGCACAUUAACACUUCAAAGAUCAUGGUUCAAAUGCAUGUUGUUGUAUUAAAACAAGUGUAUUCUGUAAACAGGAUGGACUGGGAACUUAAUUUGCUGUUUUGGAUAUUAAAUAGUGUAGGUCGUAUGUCGUCAAAUAUUAUAUCUUGAUGUUUUUGCAACAGAUUUCUGAUGAAUGAGUGUGGGUAUCUUGUUUACAUUUUCAAUAAUAGCCUUUGGUACACGGGCACUUGGUGUUGUUUAUUAACUGACUUAAUUUAAUUAUUUAAGAAGUUAAAUUGUGGCAUUAACAUGUACUUUCACUUAUCAGAAGGUACAGAUUGGCAUAAUUAUAUUUUAUGAAGUGAUGUUGUUAUGUCAAGUGUUUGUUUGAUAAAGCAAGUGAUUGUUAGCUGUUGUAUAUUUCAUUUCUGUCAUUUGUUUACCCUCAUUUAAGCCUACUAGUGUCGUACAUAAGUUAGUUAUAUCAAUAUUGUACUAUCACUCACUGAUGACAAAACAUUAACUAUUAUUAAAAGUGUAUUAUAAUGAUGUAUACCAAACUGUUUAGCCCAUUGUUGAUUAUAGCAAUCAAUACCCAAAAUUAUAUUUUAGUUUAUAACAAAAUUAUAGAAAAUUAUUUAAUGUAUGUUUAGUUGCACAUUGCAGAAGUAAAUUAAAAACUGUUUCCAGUU
Molecule: messenger RNA, 2808 nt
Organism: Dreissena polymorpha
Lineage: Eukaryota; Metazoa; Mollusca; Bivalvia; Myida; Dreissenidae
Product: protein zyg-11 homolog B-like
Exons: 12
Coding region: 143-1402 (419 amino acids)
Cellular component (GO): Cul2-RING ubiquitin ligase complex
Source: RefSeq, a predicted model, not a curated record